AUAGCCAUGCUCUCUCUCUCUCUCUCUCUCUCUCUCUCUCUAUGUGGCUUAGGCAUAUUGCCAUAUCAUAUAUGACAAUUGCUUGGUUUGUGGCAGUGAUGAAGAUGAUUUCAACGAGACUGAGAAGGACUUGGGUGAUAGAAAAAAAGCAAAGAGGAAAAUGCUAAGGUUGUAUAAGCACAAGCCAGAGAAAUCCUCGGAGAGAUUGGAGUUCAAGUUCUCUGACGCACGGGCUUUUCAGGUGCCAAAAGGAUGGGACAAGCUUUUUGUGUCGAUUGUUUCUGUGGAAACAGGAAGGACAAUAAGCAAGUCGGGGAAGGCAUCUGUAAGGAAUGGAACUUGUCAAUGGGAAGAGGGUUGUUUGUCAGAAUCUAUUUGGAUUUUACCACAUGAUGCUUCCAAAGAUAAUGAAAAAUGCAUUGUUAAACUCGUCGUUGCCAAGGGAUCUGCUAGAUUUGGUACACUUGGAGAGGCUACAACAAAUUUGGCCGACUACAUCACUUUAGGAACCUCAGUUCCUGUUUCAUUACCACUCAAAAAAUGUGAACAUGGGACAAUCUUACAAAUUAAAAUUGAGUGCCUAACACGAAGAACAAAGCUCAGGGAUGAGCAAUUUAAAGACGCAAAAUCAUACAUGGAGGAGAUGAAUGUCGACUACGAUGACAUAGAUAAUAAAUCAGAUAUUUCUGAUAGUGCCUUCAGGAGUGUUGGAUCAUCAUCUAGUCAAAACUUGGACAGCACAUUUCUUUCAGGAGAAAUUUGUGGCAGGGAUAUAAGUUUCUCAGCAUUAACUUCACAUCGUAGCUUUGACUCCAUGGAGGGUUCCAUUGGCAGAGAAAUAGUUUCCACUCGAAAAAAGUUAAAUGGAGGCACAAACAAUCUGACUGGAAAACAAGAUUCAACCAGCUCUGAAGAUGGUUGUGGUUCUUAUUCUUUUAGUCGUGCUUCGAGAUCAAAUAACUCACCCUUUACUUCAAGGCUCUCAGGUUCGGGUAACCAUCUCCAUAAACAAAGUGAAGACUUUGGUCAAGAUUCGCAUGGCAGUGCCACAUCACUGCUGCAGAAUUCUGCUUCAACUAAAGAUCUUCUGGAUGCAGCAGAAGUUACAAUUGAGUUACUUCGGGCAGAAGCCCGGAUGUGGAAAAAAAAUGCUCGAAAGCUAAUGACUGAUCUGGAAAGAUUGCAGAAGGAAUUCGCUGACCAGUCUAAUCACCAGGCAAGUCUUGAAGUGGAGCUUGCAGCUUCACAUACUAAAUGUGAUACCUUGAAGCAGGAAAUUGAGCAACUAAAAGUCUUAUUGGAGGACUCAAUGGUGAAGCAAAAUUCCUCUGAAAAUCUGAGGUUUCAAGUUGAAAACGUAGAUCAUAUUCAAAAGGAACUAAAAGACGAGCUGAAGUAUCAGAAAGAUUUAAAUGCCACAUUAUCCUUGCACCUAAGGAAAACUCAAGAAUCAAACAUUGAGCUUGUUUCUGUUCUUCGUGAGCUCGAAGAUACCCUAGAAAAGCAGAAAGAAGAGAUCAAUAAUCUUUCAAUGGCCAAGUCUGGUUAUGAAGAUGUAGAAAAGCAUAGCCAUGAACAUCAAGGCAAUUCAAACAAGCAUGUUUUAGCCAAUGAGAUCAGAAAGGCCUCUUGUGAAUCAAGUCUAGAAGGUGGUGCUGUUGAAUACCUAGCACAUGCUCUGCAGAAAGGAAUUGGAGAGGACAAUGGGAUUUCAGAGCUUCAGUUGCAACAGUUGCAGGAAUCACAAAAGAACUUAGAAAGUACCAUCCAGAUUCUGGAGAAAUGCAUGGAGGAGAAGGACCAUGAGAUAGAGACUGAACGAGGUUUCAAGACUCAAAUUCUAAUGGAGUGUGAGGCAGAAUGGAGAGGAAGAUUAGUCGAAAAGGAGGAAGAAAUCAUCCAUUUGAAAGCAAAAUUAUCCGAAGCUCUUGAUUCUCAAGGUUCAAGGGAAAUGGAGUUUUCAGGUGGAGGUGAUUCUGCUCUUAUCAAAGAAAUUGAGGCUAUGAAGCACGUACAAGAGCUCGAAACAUAUUGCAGUGAGCUUUCAGAUGAGAACUCGAAAUUUCAAGUAAAGCUCAUGGAAUCAAGGGAGGAUCUUCAGACAUCUGCCGCCUCUUCUAAUUCUUCAUUAGGUGAGAAUCCACACUAUGAUCUUUCUCCCACCUCUGAAUCUGAAGAAAGCCAAUUGAAAUUUCAAACAUGUAAGCCUGAAGAGGAACUGAAGAAGGAAAUUUUUAUCAAUGAAGUUUCUGCCAACCACUUAGAGAUUCAAUGUACAGAUUUCAAGGACAAACAUGUACUAGAUGGUGUGCACAUGGAAUUAGUAUCUGAAGUGACAAACCUAAGUAAGAAGCUGGUGGAAAAAACUUAUGAGGCUGAGAAACUUAAGGCUGACAAUAUGAUGAAGGAAGAACAGGUCCAGGCUCUAAGAUAUUGCCAAACGGAGUUGGAAACUCAGAUUACUAGUCUUCAGGAAGAGAAAAGCCAAGUUGAAGAAGUUAUAAAAAAAAUUAGUAGAGAAGGUAUUAUUAUACCUCCUAAAUUCUUGGGUGAUUUGCAGAAUGAUUUGAUCAUGGUUAAUGGCAAUAUGGAUUUCCAAGAUACAACCAGCAAGAUUUUCGAAAGGAAAUUAGCGGACAUUGAAAAUGGCAGACAUGACUUGGAAGUCCACUUGUCUGAACUAGAAGUGGAAAAUGUACUGUUAUCAGAACGAAUAUUUGGCUUGGAAGCUGCUUUGAGAUGUUUGACUGAUGAGAGGGAGGCGAAUCGUUUGAUAAUACAAAAAUUAGAAUCUCAUGCCAUGAGUCUUAAGGAUGAAAUUAGAAGACUGGAAGCUCAACUAGAGGAACAAAAAGCUGAUAUGAAACAGAAGUUGCAAAACAUGCAAAACAGGUGGUUAGAAGCACAAGAAGAGUAUGUAAAAUUAGCGAAUCCAAGUUUACAAUUAAUGACUGGAAGUCUAAGUGAAGAAUGUUCUUCACUUUAUAAAUCAAAUGGAGAACUAAGGAAGAAAAACUGGGAAUUACAUAAGCAUUGUACAGUCUUGGAAGCAGAACAAUUGGAAUCACAGAAGGUUUUUUCUCAUGUGUUAAAUGAAGUUGAAGCUUUAGAAGGAAAAUUUUCUUUAAUGCAAGAAGAAGUUGCCUUAAAAGAAAAGGCCAUUACUGCAGAACUAAAUGUGCUUCUCCACGAAAACAAAAGGCAUAAAGAGAAGAUUGUUCUCGAAGAGAGCCUGUUAAAUCAAAUCUACUUGGAGAAAACAGUUGAAGCUGAUGACCUGCAAAGACAGGUUGCACACCUCACUGAACAGAUAUCUCUAGAAAAGAAGAGAAAAGCUUUAGAAGUUGUACAUGAAGUUCGUUGUUUACGUGCUGAUAAAGCUAUGCUUGAAGCUGCUCUUCAAGAAGUCCGAGGACAAGUUAAAUUAUAUGAAAACAAGCUUCUUAUUCUUCAAGAGGAAUAUGAAACAAAGGUGCAAGGACUUAUAGGUGAGCUCAUGGCCAGCAAGCAAAACCAGGAAGUUCUCAUGGCUGAUCAUGGAAAGGUGCUAAGGUUAUUGGAAGAUGUUAAAUCUAAUGGAGAGGGGCUAAAAAGCAUCAUUAGAGGGCUUGAGAUAGAGGUUAAAUCUUCUGAAUACGAGAGGCUACAGCUAGCAGAAGAUAUGUCCAGCCUUAAGGUUCAAUUACAAAAAGCAGGAAUGCUUCAGGAUGAAGUUUUGGCUUUUAGGAGAUCACUCACUGAGGCCAAACUUGAAAAUGGAAGACUGGAAGCUUCAUUUCAGAUAUUAGCUGCAGAUUAUGAAGAGCUGAAGGCUGAGAGGAUCUCAUUUAUUCAGAAAAUAUGUAGCAUGCAGAAUGCUUCAUGUAAAUCAGAGGACGGCAAUCACAUAGUUGCUCUUGAGGAAAAGAUUUUGCGGCUGGAGUGGGAUCUAACUGCAAGAGAAGCAUUAUGUGCCGAUAAUGCUAAGCUGAAAAAUGAGUUUGCCCAGAUUAAGAGAGCAAAUAGCCAAUUUCAGAGACAAAUAAAAUAUCUUCAGGAUGAAAAACAAGAAUGCCUGAAAAGAGCUCAAGCUCUUGAAGAUGCACUAAGACAAGACAAAGAAGUAAAAGAGGACCACAACAAGUCCACCGAUGCAAGUCUUACUCAUUGUCAUGAAUCCAAAGCCAUGAGUACUUCUGCUCAUGACGAAUCAAGGUUCUCACUGAAAGAUGAAGAUAACAGCACAAUUCAAUCCACCGAGGAGCUGUCUUUGGAAACUGAUCAACUACAACUUUCAUAUGGUCAAGGCAAAGGACAGGAUGAAAGACAGGUUGAUAACAAACAACAUUGUCAUACUCCUGCUGGAAGUUCUCAAGCUAUAGGAAUUUACCCUAUGACGAAGAUCCGGUUUCUUGAGAGUGAACCCUCCGAGUAUAUGAAGACAAGUGAAAUGCAUGAAACCCAGCUUAAGAGGUAUUUGUUAGCUUUAUGAGGGACUAAAUUCUCUAAUUAUCUGAGAUAUAUGUUUCAGAAUGUUAAGGAUCAAUGAAAUUACAAAAACGAAUGAAUAUAUGUUUUAAGCCAGAAGUAAAAAAAAUCCUACAGAAACUUGGUUGUGUUACAAGUUAAGAAAUAUGCCCAACGUGCCUCCGUUAGAAGAUCACAAUCUCACGUUGCUGAAGGAUAAGGAGGCAGAUGGUUUGCAUAAGGAGUCUUCUACAGCAAGAUGUUUAUGUGGAGGAUGAGUUGAGUUGUUGAACCAUGCAACAGAAGAUGAGAUAAGGAGCACCACAUGGAGUUGUUAUCUUAGCUGUAGGCUAUUCUUGUUGUAGUUGUUAUCCUUGAAUAAAAGACUUAAAAGUAGGGAUAGUAGUAUUCUUAUCGUUAGUGUCAGUUAGUAAGCCUUGGUUAUCUUGUUAGUUUGAAUUGUUAUGGGUUAUCUUAUGCAGUGUAAACUUUUAUUUAAAUAUUUUUCAAGAACAAUUUAAGGUAUGGAGAGAAUUUGAGUAAGAGAAA
This is a messenger RNA of Alnus glutinosa, 4995 nucleotides long. RefSeq lists its product as uncharacterized. The coding region runs from base 161 to 4471 and encodes 1436 amino acids. The transcript is spliced from 9 exons. The record is from RefSeq and is a predicted model, not a curated record. NCBI's taxonomy places the organism in Eukaryota, Viridiplantae, Streptophyta, Magnoliopsida, Fagales, Betulaceae.